UUGUCAAUACAGGGAAAACUAUAAUUUGACAUCGUCAGCUGUUUGACAUUGACACUUGAAAUAAUUGCUAUAUUUUACUAAUUACUAAUCUGUGGAUUGUUUUUACUGAAAAAAAGUGAUUUUUAUCGUUACGACAUUUAUUCUUUACCUUCGGUUUAUUAAUUCAAUUUCAAUUAAAAAACAUGGAAAAAGAUCUUGACAAAGUUAUAGAGGAGAUCAUGUCAACACCGAACGUCAAUGGAUGUUUAGUAGCUGAUCAUCAAGGUCUGUGCCUUGCAGCCAUGGGAUCAGCUCACGUUGACGCGGCGGGUGUCAUUGUAGCUAUAUCAGACCAAGCGUGCAAGAUACAGCCUAAUUUAAAACCGCCCACAUUGUGCCUGGAGACAGACAAAAAGCAGUGCUUGAUCCAAAGGCACGGUACAAUUACAGGCGCUAUUUACAAGCAAAAAGCAUAGUGAGUCAUUAAAAUUUCUCCUAUUUAUUCCUCCUUUAGUAUAAAACGUCAGGAACUCGACGGCGCUCCGUCCAUUGGUCCUGGCUACAUCUGCAGUUGUUAACAUCAAUCUGCACUGAGCUAACGUUGGUGUUUCAUGGUCCAUUCUCCUUCGACGUAUUCAUUUAAUCCUAUCCAUAGGCAAGAGCUAAGACCUAGCAAUGAAAUCAUUAAUAGGCUGGUGAUUAUGAUGAUAAAAAUGAGGUUAAUAUGUACUGAAUAUAUUUUACAUUUUUCGCAAUUUUAAUAGAGAUGGCAGAAUGAAAAACUACAUUGAGCAAAAGCUCAAUAUUCUUCAUAGUAAUUCUAUGUUUCUUUUUUUAGGUUCGCCCUGCUCUUUAACUGAUGACUGAAUACUGAAGGUGUUGAUUUCAAUUAUGCCUCAUCAAUAUCUCAGUUUAUAGG
Molecule: messenger RNA, 898 nt
Organism: Diatraea saccharalis (sugarcane borer)
Lineage: Eukaryota; Metazoa; Arthropoda; Insecta; Lepidoptera; Crambidae
Source: the annotation of a GenBank genome assembly